Messenger RNA from Culex pipiens pallens (northern house mosquito), 1870 nucleotides. RefSeq names its product zinc finger protein 888-like. The transcript has 4 exons. Gene Ontology annotation, cellular component: nucleus. The coding region runs from base 87 to 1784 and encodes 565 amino acids. Lineage: Eukaryota; Metazoa; Arthropoda; Insecta; Diptera; Culicidae. The record is from RefSeq and is a predicted model, not a curated record. Gene Ontology annotation, molecular function: RNA polymerase II transcription regulatory region sequence-specific DNA binding; zinc ion binding; DNA-binding transcription factor activity, RNA polymerase II-specific. Gene Ontology annotation, biological process: regulation of transcription by RNA polymerase II.
AUUUGACAGCGGCCGCGGAGCUGUUUUCGUUUCGUCGAACAUUUUCCGAAUAUUUCCUGCUCAACCAGGUCAAAUUGUGCUCCACGAUGGAUUUCGAGAAAGUUUGUCGCCUGUGCCUGGAGGAGAGGGAGCGGUUGCGGCCGAUUACCGCCGGCGAGGACACUUUUCUGCGUGACAUUUUCCGUAACAUUUUGCAGAUUGAGGUGUAUCCAAAUGAUCAACUGCCGCAAAACAUUUGCGCAACGUGCGUAACUUCGCUUAUAAAACUUCACAGCACGAUUGAACUGUUCCGGGCGAACGAUUUAAAGCUUCGCAAUCAGUUGUACGGAUUUGUUGAGGUCAAAACGGAGAUCAUUGAGGAAACGGUGGAACCGGCACCGUUACCAAAUCCCAAAAAAGAAGAUGAACAGGAGGAAAACGGUGAACUGCCGGAGGCAGAGUACUUGGAUGAGGAUUUACUCGUGGAUCCCAGUGAGAUCAAAAGUCCAGAAUACGAGGACCUUAAAGGCUUCACUAAAAACGAGGAUCAAGACGAAUCUGAUUUGGACAUUACAGCUGAUUGGAAGGUGCCAACAGACGAGAGUGAUUCUCAACUGGAACGUCCCAAGCGAAAGCAGGGUCGACCGCGGGUUAGACCGAUGAAACAGCGGCGAAAGGGCGUCUUCGGUCGGCCCCGAACUAACUUUAGAGAUCCAAACCGGCCACGUAAAAACGAUCACAAGUGCUACAUCUGCAUGAGUGAAUCGCUGGGAAGUUCCGAAGCGCUCUUUGUCCACUUGAGUUCACACACCGACCAGCUGCCGUACACGUGCACCGUGUGCGUGCAGGAAACGGUCGUAAUAAAUCAAGUCACCACGCUGAACAUCCACAAAAGGAUGCACCUACUGCCGGAGAAGUGCCCGCACUGCGACAAACGCUUCAGCGGCAAACACAACAUCGAACUACACAUAUUAAUGCUGCACCAGGAGCUCGCACCGCAAGACGAAAGCCCCGCACCGUGCCCCACGUGUGGCAAGGUGUUCCUGUCGGAAAAGGCUCUGCGAUUCCACAUGCACUCGCACAAUCAAAGAAUUGCGUGCGAAAUCUGCGGCAAAAUGUACCACUCGAAAACAAAGCUCCGUGUUCACAUUCGACGGGUGCACGAAAAAACCGGCAAAGUGGAGUGCCACAUUUGUCACAAAAUGCUGAAUUCGUUGGAUGCGGUUCAAAGUCACAUCAAUAUUAUGCACACAAAUGAGAAGGUUCAGUGCAAGUACUGCCCGAAGACCUACACCUCGAAAACGAGCCUCCGCCUGCACGAAAAGCGCCACGAAACCAUCCCGGAGGGUAAGGAAAUGUCCAACGACUGGAAGCAGUUCUACACGUUCGUGGAAGGCAACGAGGACCUGAAGCCGAGUGCCCGCAUGAAGCGGUGCAACCUGUGCGGCGCCACCGUGCUGCAAAUCGGAACCCACCUGGCCAAGCGCCACUUCCCGAAGGAGUUCCGUUGCGCGCAGUGCGAAACAAACUUCAGCGACCGGAAGGCGCUGGAGGUGCACAUGCUGGAGCAUAGCGUCGGGAAGUUCCUCAAGUGUCCCAUCUGCGAGCACGAGUUUACCGAGCGAAAGUAUCUGGUGAAGCAUCUCAAGACCAAAAAGCACCGCGACCAUCCGCUGGCGCAGAACACCGACUGGCUCGACGCCAAGUACCCGUCGACGGUGCCGAAGCGGAUCAAGUCGGAGGGUGGCGCGGUGCAGGAGGUGCAGAGCGCGGUGGAAAGCAUUGGGGCGUUUGUGCAGGAGUGAACAAGUGGGCGGGGGAACUCUGCGCUUGAGUUAAUGUUUUAAUAAUUGUAUAUGAUUAUGAAUAAAAUUUUGAUGAACCAAAUUAU